Molecule: messenger RNA, 1655 nt
Organism: Homalodisca vitripennis (glassy-winged sharpshooter)
Lineage: Eukaryota; Metazoa; Arthropoda; Insecta; Hemiptera; Cicadellidae
Exons: 4
Coding region: 75-851 (258 amino acids)
Source: RefSeq, a predicted model, not a curated record
AUAAAAGUCCCGAAAUCCAGAAUCCCAUUCAGUAAGCAUUAUACUGUUUGCGAAAGAAGUACUAAGUUGAAAACAUGUAUUGUCCCUUGUUUGUUCUGGUUGUUGGUUUAGGCUCAGUGGUAUGCUUUCCACCUUUUCAUGUACGAUUUUUAUCACGUUUGGAUUCCAACGAGUACUCAGAUUGGAGUGAAGAGGAAUCACAGGUGUCCGACUCAUCCGGAAGUGAUUAUUCUGAGCCAUACUUAUCUGGAAGUGAUUAUUCUGAGUCAUACCAAUCCGGAAGUGAUUAUUCUGAGCCAUACAAAUCCAGAAAAGAUUAUUCUGAGUCAUGUCAAUCCGGAAGUGAUUAUUCUGAGCCAUACUUAUCCGGAAGCGAUUAUUCUGAUCCAUGUACAUCCGGAAGUGAUUAUUCUGAGUCAGAACAAUCAGAGAGUGAUUAUUCUGAGUCAGAAUCAUCUGGAAGUGAUUAUUCUGAGUCAGAAUCAUCCGGAAGGCAUUAUUCUAAGUACUAUUCACUUCCCAAAAAAGAAGAGUGUGCAGUAAUAUAUCCAGGACGUGGGAUGGAAAAUGACCUCUUCCAUGGCCGCUGUCGAAGAGAGGUUCUCCCAGCGCUUUGCAGAGAUAACGCAAUGUCUCAGUACGACUCCAACAGCUGGGACUCCGAAGACACAUAUGAUUCAUAUGGAUCAUCCGAGACAGAAGAACAGGAUUCGUCUGAAGACAAAGGCUACUUCCUGCACGCUUUCCACGAGUGCCAUAGGUUACUCCCCAGAUAUGGCAAACUUGAUCUGCAACGUCAUGGAGACUGCCUGGAUAUUUUGUAUCCUGACGUUUGCAAUAAGUUUUUGUAGCAGUAUUAAUUAUUGAUAUCCGGCCCUUGUAUAAAAUGUUUAUCACCCCGUCCAUUAUUAAACUUUAUGUUUGUUGGUUAGAUUUCGUGGCUGAAGAAAGCAAUUUUUCUUCCACAAGGAACAAUAGGUAUUUUAAGUAGAUAUUUGGUCCAUCAUGAGUACCCACAGAAGAACGACUGAAGAUAAAAAUGUAAAACUUUUUAUAAUGUGUAUUCAUUUAAUAUCAAAAAUUCAUAUCCUAUCCGGAGUCAUCUUGCAUGAGUCCUGUUACAAAAUUGCCUAAAAUAUGAUUUUACAAUUAUUAUAAUUUUUCGUUGAGUGAUUACAUCUUUGGUAUUUUACCUGGCUUAAGGGAAGUUGUAUUACAAGAUUGUGGUUUAAAAAUUAAAAAAACCUAACCAAUAGAAAAAUUAAAUUUUUUCCAACUUUAUAAAUAAUACCAAUCAUCAAAGUACAACUGUUUUACAAUAAUUUUUUCCUUUAACACAUUAACCAUUGAGCUUAGCAUGGUAAUCGUGAAGCGCAAGUCCAGCAAAUCUACUAAAACUAUUUUUAAAAAGGUUAAAAAUUAUAAUAUCUAAUGCUGCUUAUUAAAGUACGUUUUUAUAGGACAGCAUACAGAUUUAGUUAAAGGAAUUGAUUGUAUCAUUAUAUGACAGGUAUACGGAAGUGUGGGCUACAAUUCUUACCUUAAUACUUCCAUUUACAUUAUCCAUGUACUGUACUAUUUUAUAUAUAUUUCAAUUGUUAUUGAAAUAUUUUAUUACGAUUUAACUUAAAUUGAAAUAUAAACUUAUCACAAUG